Indicator indicator is the source of this 504-nucleotide messenger RNA. It is a transcript of the gene CDKN2C, whose product is annotated as cyclin dependent kinase inhibitor 2C. The coding region runs from base 1 to 504 and encodes 167 amino acids. The record is from RefSeq and is a predicted model, not a curated record. Gene Ontology annotation, molecular function: cyclin-dependent protein serine/threonine kinase inhibitor activity; protein kinase binding. Gene Ontology annotation, cellular component: nucleus. The transcript is spliced from 2 exons. Lineage: Eukaryota; Metazoa; Chordata; Aves; Piciformes; Indicatoridae. Gene Ontology annotation, biological process: regulation of cyclin-dependent protein serine/threonine kinase activity; negative regulation of cell population proliferation.
AUGGCCGAGCCUUCUGGGAACGAGCUGGCGACCGCGGCUGCCAAGGGGGACCUAGUGCAACUUACUAAUUUGUUGCAAAAGAAUGUAAACGUCAAUGCACAAAAUGGAUUUGGGAGGACUGCGCUGCAGGUGAUGAAGCUCGGGAACCCCGAAAUUGCCAGGAGGUUGCUAAUGAGCGGUGCCAACCCCAAUCUGAAAGACAGAACUGGCUUCGCUGUAAUUCAUGAUGUAGCCAGAGAGGGUUUUCUGGACACUUUGCAGACUCUGCUGGAGUUUCAGGCCGAUGUUAAUGUUGAGGAUAGUGAGGGCAACCUGCCCCUGCAUUUAGCAGCCCGGGAGGGCCAUGUGCGGGUGGUGGAAUGCCUGCUGGCACACGCGGGGUGCAAGGUGGGCCACCAGAACAAGCGGGGGGCCACUGCCUAUGACCUGGCCAAGCUCUACAAGAGAUCUGCUGUGGUAAAGCUCUUGGAAGACAGCAGCUUCUUCCCUGGACCUAUGGAUUGA